Messenger RNA from Protobothrops mucrosquamatus (brown spotted pit viper), 2637 nucleotides. It is a transcript of the gene CANT1, whose product is annotated as calcium activated nucleotidase 1. The record is from RefSeq and is a predicted model, not a curated record. Gene Ontology annotation, molecular function: GDP phosphatase activity; UDP phosphatase activity; calcium ion binding. The coding region runs from base 72 to 1283 and encodes 403 amino acids. Gene Ontology annotation, biological process: proteoglycan biosynthetic process. NCBI's taxonomy places the organism in Eukaryota, Metazoa, Chordata, Lepidosauria, Squamata, Viperidae. The transcript is spliced from 4 exons.
AUUUCUCCCCUGAAGUUCCAACAAGAUAUGAUUCUGGAACGAUCAAACAGGUUCCAGGGAACCUCAGGCUGAUGCCCAUCUCAGCUCGUCCACGCUUGCAAUGGGAUGAUUCUCUGAAUCCCUUGAGGAUUAGUGUGGGCAGUCUUCCAGUGUUGGCGUCCAUGACCAAAGCAGCUGACCCCCGUUUCCGCCUGCGUUGGAAGGCCAUUGUGGUGACCACUCUGGCCCUUGUCCUUGUGUUGCUUCUCCUUUGUUUCCAGCGUUCAUCCCCUGUGAACAGGCCAGUUUCUCUCAAUGCUCAUACCUGGAGGUUCAAUGUUCUAUCCAGUGAGAGGUAUAAUGACACUUACCCACUGUCACCAUCCCAGCGGAUCCCAGAAGGUGUGCGGUACCGUAUUGGACUCAUUGCUGACCUUGACACAAACUCCAAGGGUCCCAGUGAGCAUACCUGGUUCAGCUACUUGAAGAAGGGUUAUCUCACACUGUCAGCCAGUGGGGACCAUGUGUCUGUUGAGUGGGAUACAAAGGACCAUAUAUUGGAAUCUCACCUAGCCGAAAAAGGACGUGGCAUGGAGCUUUCUGAACUGGUAGUCUUUAAUGGUAAACUCUAUGCUGUCGAUGAUCGAACCGGUGUGGUCUAUCAGAUUGAUGAUACGAAAGUAGUACCUUGGGUGAUAUUAACUGAUGGAGAUGGCACAAUUGGCAAAGGAUUUAAGGCAGAAUGGUUGGCAGUGAAGGAUGAGCACCUCUAUGUGGGAGGCCUGGGCAAGGAAUGGACCACAACUACAGGAGAGGUGCUCAAUCAAAAUCCAGAAUGGGUGAAAGUCAUUGGCUACAAAGGUGACGUGGCUCAUGAAAACUGGGUGGCCAAUUACGAUGCACUCCGGACUGCAGCUGGGAUUAAAUCACCAGGUUACUUGAUCCAUGAAUCUGCCUCUUGGAGUGAGAGACUGCAGCGUUGGUUCUUCCUGCCACGCCGUGCCAGCCAUGGGCGCUACAAUGAGCAGGAGGAUGAGCAUCGUGGCACCAACUUGCUUCUUAGUUCCACACCAGACUUCACUGAUAUCUCUGUGAGCCAUAUUGGUGAUAUCAUUCCCACGCAUGGCUUCUCCUCCUUCAAGUUUGUCCCUGACACUGAUGAUCAGAUAAUUGUGGCAUUAAAAUCUGAAGAGGACGCUGGACAUGUGGCAACCUAUAUCACUGCCUUCAUGCUGGAUGGACGUUGCCUGUUACCUGAAACUCGCAUUGGUUCUGUCAAAUACGAGGGUAUUGAGUUUAUCUAAUUAAAAGAAGUCAUACUUUUAAGGAGAUCAUAUAAACUCCUGAGAGGUGGCAGAAGUUCUGUUCCUGUUUAUUACUCUUAAUUCUACUUCUGCUGCAGAGCAUUAUGGGACAUUGAAGUGCUUCUCUUGACAUAGUUUUCACCUCUGUAAAAAGUACUUUGCAGUUGUUGCUUGUUUCUGUGCUGACCCCUAGUGGUACAAAGUGUGUAGUGCCUGUACAGCCUUUUUUUCUCUGUUCAGUUGCUUCCUAGGAUUUAGCCCAUUCUCUCCUUUAUUCAACCAUGCUAUUUGGCAGAGCAAACCUAAUGAAUUGCCUUAUUCUUCCCUCCUCCCUCCUGUCCCCUUACUAUUCACACGUGCCUUUGCUGAGAAGAGAAAGUCUUCAAACCCAGUUAUUCAGCAAAGAUAUUAGUCAAACAUUUGCAAGGUUUCCCUUUGACUCUGCCUAUUCCUGCAACAGUCAUUUUAAUGUUGUCUGCACAGGUACCUCUUUUUGAUAGGAAAUUGCAGGUGGGACUUUGGCCUGUAAUCAGGAAACUUUGUGAUAACAGCAGAAAAGGAGCUGACGCCAUAACUUGGAACUUUUUGGAACAAAAGGCUCACCUUCUGUUUGGGAGGGUUCGGUUCUGCCUUUAUCUUUAGAGGCAAAGUGAUCCCUUUUUGGUAAUCUUAAUAUUGAGAUGUCAAGCUUCAUAUUGGUAAACCUAAAAGAUAUAUAUGUCUCAUAUAUAUAUAUAUUAGCCAUAAUUGGCUUUCCAGUUUUAAACAUUACACUUUCAGGAUAUGUACUGGAGUGUUCAGGUCAUAGUUUUCCAUGAUCGUUCAUUUAAAAAAAAUAGUUUUCAGUGUUAGGAAACAAGAUCUUACGAGAAUAUUGUAGCUGGAAUCGGAUUCUCAAGUUAUUCCAGCUACAGAAUUUUAAGUAUUCUUCAUUCCUCCCUUAUGUGUAAUAAAAUGGGCAAGUGAGCUUCCAUGCUUCCAUGUCUCUUCCUCAUUGUUGGACAUUUCCUUGAAGCUUUAUUUCAAUCCUAGCACUGUUAUCUUAUUUUUCAAAUAAAUUAUCAACAGCUUUUAUAUUUUGAAAGUUACCUGAACUUACCUAUACUUACCUAUACUUUUUAAUUACCUGAAAUGAAACGAAAAAUGUGUUGACAGUCAUAACGUGCCAGCUUUUAAGCAGAUAAGAUAAAAAAUAUAUGUUUAAGAAACACAAAUAUUAAGGAACACUUUGUAGGAAGAGGAGCUACAGAAACUCCAAAGAAAUGUAAUGAUUUUUUGGGUAUGCCAAAAUGUAUAUGGUUGAAGCCUAUGCCAUAAAUGUGUGUGAAUAUAAAGGAAUGUGCUUUAUACCAAA